UGGGUUUUGAUGACCCAAUCCGGCAAGGAAAAGAGUACUUCUGCCUCAGCUCUCUUGUUGUCAAUUUGUGGGAUCUGAAAGGCCAACCAAAAAAAUGGGAUCAUACCACAACUUGGACGGAGGUUGGUUGGCAGAGUAUGGCCUUGAGGACGAGGACACUUUGGUGGAUUUCAUAUGGCCUGAUGCCACCGUUGCCAGUGCAAUUCUUGAGUUUGAUGUUUCACAGAAAAUGGAUAGCUUGUUGGAGAAUAAUUGCACAAAGAAACGGACAAGGGUGGAGUCCUGCUGUGCUGCUCCUGCAACCAAAGCUUGCCGUGAGAAAAUGAGAAGGAUUAGACUCAAUGAUAGGUUUGCUGAGUUAUGCUCUAUCUUGGACCCGAAGAAGCCGCCGGCAAAGGCGGACAAAGUUGCCAUUCUGAGUGAUGCCAAUCAUCUUUUGAACCAGUUACGUCUUGAAGCUCAGAAACUUAAAGAAUCAAAUGAAGCACUCCAAGUCUCCCUAAAGAAUCUCAAGGCUGAGAAAGUUGAGCUGAGAGAUGAGAAGGUGAGGCUCAAGGCUGAGAAGGAAAGGAUGGAGAAGAUACUGAGAUCCAUCAGCAUUGCACCUCAUUCUCUUCAUCCAGUUGCCUCAGUCCAAGCUGCAGCUUUCACUGCCUGCACAAAGGCCCUGCCAUAUCCAACAUAUAAUACUCCCAUGGGUAUGUGGCAAUGGAUACACCCUGCUGCUUUAGAUACUUCUCAGGAUCCAGUGCUAAGGCCUCCGGUUGCCUAGCUUUCUCGGUUCUUAACCUUUUUUCACUGGAUCAAAUGUUCAUAUAUGAUCAUAUAUUUCGGAUGAUUAUAUUCAAAUCUUUAAUCA
Dioscorea cayenensis subsp. rotundata (Guinea yam) is the source of this 859-nucleotide messenger RNA. Its product is annotated as transcription factor ILR3-like. Gene Ontology annotation, molecular function: protein dimerization activity; DNA-binding transcription factor activity. Bases 95 to 772 code for a protein of 225 amino acids. NCBI's taxonomy places the organism in Eukaryota, Viridiplantae, Streptophyta, Magnoliopsida, Dioscoreales, Dioscoreaceae. Gene Ontology annotation, biological process: regulation of DNA-templated transcription; intracellular iron ion homeostasis. The transcript has 5 exons. The record is from RefSeq and is a predicted model, not a curated record.